AAAAAAAGUAAGUCCCCUUUGUGCGGUCACGUGACCACUGAUUGUGGAUAAACACCGCGUGUUCAACAAAUCUUAUACAGGAAUAUUUACACGGCAUCUUGUUAUUGGGAUCGUUUGCAAGACAAGAUAAACAGUUGUCGCAAUUCAUCAGUUGGAAGGAAUUAUUUUAAAACAAUUAUUUUAAUAACAGUUUAUUUAAGACAGAUUUUAAAAGUGUAUUUAAUAAAAGUACUUUACAAAGGGAUCAAGGAAGUUAUUAAAUACACCGCAUUAGGAAUGCACACUCAGAUUUCCGGACGUGCACCGGGCACAAGAUCCAAUAAACAGACCAAGGGAUGGAUCCGUAUCACAGCAUGGGCCACACGAAUACUAGCUUUCCUAAGUAUCGUGUUUUGUAUCUUGGCCUUUGUGAUCAAUGAAACUGCGUUUGCAAUCUUCAUGAUUGUCACAGCAUUCCUUAGUGCUUUGAGCCCGUUAAACUUCAGCAGUUGCUGCUUUUUCGAUUGUUCAAGAAACACAAAGACUGAGAAAGCAAUCGGAAAGCUAUGUAUCUAUAUGUGGAUAUUCAUAAGCCACAUGGGAUACGUCACAAUGUUUGGGUACAGCUGGUACUUUUGGAAAUCAUCUAGAGAUAGCUUCAACUAUAGAGGUAUAUAGAUAGAUAUGACAACUAUCAUUAUUACAGUUAUGCCCACUACUACCCGGAACACGACCAUGCUUUGCUGGACACAGUAUUUGCAAUGUCCCUGGUCAUCACUUUCUUCCUUUCGAUGGUCAACCUUUACUCGUUUUGCCUUGUCUACAAGUACGGUUGUUGCUUUAUGGUUGAAAUAGAUAGGGCUCACUCUCAGCAAGGGGUCGAAACGGCAGUCGUGAUGAAUCAACAGAUUUCAAGAAUGGAAGAAGGUCUUCCGGUUAUCGGUUUGCAGUUCACCGAUGAUACAGGGGGUGCUCAAGAAACGGUAACCAGCCCUUUGGUGCAGUACCCUCAAUAUCAACCAUAUCAUGCUGAACCUUUAUGCAUAGCUGUACCUCCACAGCAAGCUGUUAGUGUAACAACUGACUGUACGACAAGUGGACAGCCUAUUAGUCCACCGCCUUACGCGAGAAUUGAUCCAAUUGGAAAUUCAUCGCAGAGAUCGAAAUAAACGCUUCUCAUUAUAAGUAUUUUUGCGUUGUAGAAAAGUAUUGAGCGCGCGUGCCCUUGGUGUCAAUGUCGGCGUGGUCGUUGUGCUUAAUUUUGACCUCGCCUUUAACUGAAAAAAAGUUUAAAACAGCAGGCAAUCGUUGGCGUUUGCCUCAUGACACUCUUGUUUCGUGAUGGUUGGCCAUUUAUUUGUUUAAAUACACGCUUUAUUCAUCAGUACAUAUAAUUAGAGAAUACUAGGUUAGUGCUGUGGAUAGAGCGAGUUAUUCUGGCACGUCGGAGGAAUAUAUCCGGUGAGCCGAAUGCGAACCCGAUUAGUUCCGUAGCCUAGCUAAAUAAAAUUUCUCCAUCUACGGCACUAACCGAGUCUUCUAUGUAUCUUGUUACUUUGUUAAUUUAAGAAACGAUCAAUUAUCUUAAAGAUGCACACUUUCUCCCAAAUAAAAUUUACCACAAACGAUGAAUACGUGUCGACACCAGUGGUUUUUAUGAAGGAUACCGAGUAGAACUUGAAGAAAUGUACAGAAAACAUGGUAUUUCUUCCUUAUGAGAAGAUAGAAGAUCACAGUAAAUAUUUUUGCACUCACCAAUUAUUUAAUAUUUUUGUGUUUGCAGCUAUUAACGGUUAAAAUCUUAUCAUACGUAUUGAAUAAUUCUCAAGCAUUGUACUUGAAAAGGUUAAAUAA
Mya arenaria is the source of this 1833-nucleotide messenger RNA. RefSeq lists its product as uncharacterized. The record is from RefSeq and is a predicted model, not a curated record. Lineage: Eukaryota; Metazoa; Mollusca; Bivalvia; Myida; Myidae. Bases 277 to 657 code for a protein of 126 amino acids. The transcript has 5 exons.